Kluyveromyces marxianus DMKU3-1042 is the source of this 2511-nucleotide messenger RNA. It is a transcript of the gene ATG1, whose product is annotated as serine/threonine protein kinase ATG1. The record is from RefSeq and is a predicted model, not a curated record. The coding region runs from base 1 to 2511 and encodes 836 amino acids. NCBI's taxonomy places the organism in Eukaryota, Fungi, Ascomycota, Saccharomycetes, Saccharomycetales, Saccharomycetaceae. Gene Ontology annotation, cellular component: autophagosome; cytoplasm. Gene Ontology annotation, biological process: autophagosome organization; protein autophosphorylation; peptidyl-serine phosphorylation. The transcript has a single exon. Gene Ontology annotation, molecular function: ATP binding; protein serine/threonine kinase activity.
AUGAGUUCAGAGUCCCACGGAAAAGCUGUAGCGAAAGCUAUACGCUUACCUACAGAAAACUAUACUGUAGAGAAGGAGAUCGGGAAAGGGUCAUUCGCGAUUGUUUACAAAGGUGUUUCAUUGAGAGAUGGUAGGAACAUAGCGAUAAAGGCUGUUUCCAGGUCUAAGUUGAAAAAUAAGAAACUCUUGGAGAACUUGGAAGUUGAAAUUGCAAUUUUGAAGAAGAUCAAGCACCCCCAUAUUGUCGGUUUGAUAGAUUGUGAACGUACCUCGACAGACUUUUAUUUGAUUAUGGAGUAUUGUGCUCUAGGAGACUUGACCUUUUUCAUAAAGAAGAGAAGAAGCUUAGUAAUGAAACAUCCUUUGAUAAAGACUGUUUUUGACCUCUACCCGCCGCCCAGCGCAGAGCAUAAUGGGCUAAAUAGGGUUCUAGUAGUCAACUACCUACAACAGCUUUCAUCUGCUUUGAAGUUUUUACGAUCUAAAAAUUUGGUCCACAGAGACAUCAAGCCUCAGAACCUCUUGCUUUGUACGCCACUCCAGGACUAUAGCGACCCCAAAACUUUCCAUGAAAUGGGUUUUAUUGGAAUUUACAAUCUUCCGGUUUUGAAGAUUGCCGAUUUUGGAUUCGCUAGAUUCUUACCAAAUACAUCUUUAGCAGAGACUCUAUGUGGUUCCCCAUUGUAUAUGGCACCGGAGAUUCUAAACUAUCAGAAAUACAAUGCGAAGGCGGAUCUAUGGUCUGUUGGGACAGUCCUAUACGAAAUGUGCUGUGGAAGACCACCCUUUAAAGCCUCCAACCACUUAGAGUUGUUUCAGAAGAUUAAGAAGGCUAACGAUGAGGUAACAGUACCAUCAAAUUGCUAUAUUGAACCGAAAAUAUUCAAACUAAUAAAAGGAUUGCUAACAUUCGAUCCUGAGGCUCGUAUGGGUUUUAACGAGUUUUUUAAUAAUGAGGUAGUGACAGAAGAUUUGUCUCGAUACGAAGCCUCAUAUGAGCCCGACUUAGAGUCUAAGAGUAAAGACGUAGCCGAAAGUAAUAUGUUUGUCUCUGAAUACCUAGUAAGGCCAGCCGCCCAAGAGAAAGCAAAUGGUGGUCUACGUACAGAUGAAGGUAGUGCAAUGCCUGGAGCAGAGCAUACAUACAAUAAAGAACGGGAACAUUACCGCGAAAGGCAAGAUUUGCAAGGCCAACAGCAACAGCAGCAACAACAUCCAGAUUCCCCUCCCCGUGGUUCCACGCAGGGUUAUCAAAGUUCCGCUGGUCAGACUAGGAUGAAAAGUUCGUACAACGACUUAAUUUUAGAGAAAGAGUAUGUUGUUGUCGAGAAGAAAACUGUAGAAGUUAACUCCUUAGCAGAUGACUUUGCCAACAAUGGACCUACGACCAAUAACCAAGGUGCUCAGAUUAUCAAGCCGCUGAGGUAUAGAACGUCAUCUUCUAGCGAUGGACACGGGGGUAGAAGAGCGUCCCUAGUUGAAAGAAGGCUUUCGAUAUCUUCGCUCAGUCCAUCAAAUGCCUUAUCUAAAGCAUUGGGGUUGGCGUCUGUAAGAUUAUUUGGUUAUCAGCAACCUAAUACACAGACCACAUCUACUUCUACUCAUCCAACAUUGCUGAACCCUCAAAUAUUUCAUGAGUUGACGGAAAACGCUGUCUUAAGAGCAGAUCAUCAUCUAAAUCUUUUUAAUGAACAGAUAUCGGAUUCAAAUAUAACGCCUUUCGUAGAAUCUCUCUCUGCAAAGGCAUUUGUGAUGUAUUCAUUCGCGGAAAUGAAGUUCUCUCAGAUUUUACCAUCACCACCUUCUUCCACAGACUACUAUUCACAGUCAGACAAACGUCUAAGUAAUGGAAGUUGCGCUAUAGAUGAUGAUGAUGACCUGGAUAGUGGUAAUCCAUCUUCAAAUCAAACAUUGACUCCAGGUGCAAAUAAGGUAUCGGCUGCAAAUGUCGACAAUUUAAUACCCGCACCAGAACUGAAGAAGUUGUGUAUGGAAUCACUUCUCCUAUAUCUAAAAUCUCUAACCAUUCUAGCAUCAUCCAUGAAAUUAACAUCGAAAUGGUGGUAUGAAAAUGAGAGCAAGAACUGUACAUUGAAACUAAAUAUAUUGGUUCAGUGGAUCAGGGAUCGUUUCAACGAAUGUUUGGAUAAGGCUGAGUUUUUGCGUUUGAAGCUACAUACGCUUAACCAAUCUGAGGAUCCACAAGUGUUGGAUGAUGAACCUACAAUUUUUGUGGAGAAGUUAAUAUAUGACCGCGCUUUAGAUAUUUCGAGAAAUGCAGCAAGAUUAGAAAUGGAAGGUGGAAAUUAUAAUACAUGUGAACUUGCUUACGCAACGUCUUUGUGGAUGUUAGAAAUUUUGCUGGAUGAACAUUUGUCAUCUAACGAAGUUUACGAUGACGGCUAUUCAUCCAAUAUCACUUCCUUGGAUGAAUCGGACAAAGAGAUGAUCAGGAAAUAUGUUUCAAGUAUUGCUAAUAGACUCAAAGCAUUAAAAUCAAAAAUGAGCUAA